Molecule: messenger RNA, 3372 nt
Organism: Lodderomyces theae
Lineage: Eukaryota; Fungi; Ascomycota; Pichiomycetes; Serinales; Debaryomycetaceae
Exons: 1
Coding region: 1-3372 (1123 amino acids)
Source: RefSeq, a predicted model, not a curated record
AUGCUUGGUAGAUUAUUCAAACACAAUAAUCCCACAUCCAACAAUACUUCAAUACACAUUACGUCACAACAAAUCACAUCACUGGCUUCACCUCCCAUAACCACCCCAUUUGAAGACUCACACUCGAGAGAAAUAUUGUAUGGGACUUGUAAUGCUAAUCUGCUCAAACCAUUUCAAUUCAAUAGCAAAUAUUUCAGAAUCAUUAUAUCUCAGGAUGGAGGUAAUCUACGGUCAAAGGAGAUACUCUUUGACUCUGCUUAUGAUCUGAUCCAGCAGCAGCAGCAGCAACAACUGUGUACUACGCCCCUUCAAUCACCCCCAUGCCAAGAACUGAGGCGUGUACCAUUGAGAAAACUGACUACUUCCAAUCUGCGCAUAUACCACAAUACGACCGACUUGAAUGAUUUAUCAUUUGGCUGUUGGUUACCUACUAAUGAAGUACAAACAAUCACCAAAUUGCAUACUUUGCCCCCAAUCACAAACUCAUCCACUUCUUAUCACGCAGUAUUGAUUACUCGACUAUUUUCUAUAAGUGAUGCUGACACAUCAACAUCUUCCAUUCCCAACGCCAAUUGCCUGCCGCAACAAAAGCAAAAGCAAAAACUUCAACAGCAGCAGCAGGAAAGUAAUGAAGGCGGCGAUUGGGAUCCCAAGUCAGCGGCAAGUUCCAAAGAAUCAAGAGUCAAGCUCAACAAUUUGAAAAUGAAUAGCAGGUUUUCCAUUGGGGUUGUGAUACCUUUAGAGAGUGGGAAUUUUGUCCAUGAGGAUAUCAUAAAUGAAUGGAGUGAAAUUUCGCAUUUUCUAACCUUGUUGCAAAAAUUGGUGUAUCGAAAACUAAUCCUGCAAUUGAAUCUGGUUAUUGAUAAUAAUGGGACCAACGGAUGUGAAUACUUAGUCAAGAAGAGAUUACAAUUCUCCAAUUACAUUCUUCAAAAUGAUUUGGAAAUACAUUCUCAAUUGGGGAAACUAAUCAAACUAAUACACUAUGAUAUCAACACACCAAGGUUGAUAAAUACAAACUACUUUAUAAAAGUUAACAAGACCAGCUAUAACUCAUGCUUAAUGAAUUGGAUCUUGGAAACCCUCAACUGGCUUGAGUUUAAGGAUGGCAGGUGCAACAACAACAGCAACAGCAACACUCUUUUUAGCAAUUCCCAUAAUGAUAGAAUCCCAUCGUUUCUCGCAACUUUGAUGUCUUUGUUGAUGAAAUAUAGGAAAUCAUUGGGUCUGAGACCGUACUACAAUGAUUUAUCCAACACUCGUGAAGUUACACGAGUGGUUGUUAUGACGGGAAAUCCAGCGGUGGCGAAACGAUUAGUAUUCAUAUUAAAUGGGUUGAUUGUUAAUACCGAGUCUGCUCAAUGUGGAAACACAAAUCACUACGUAUUCACACCCAACAAACAUAGCCACCACCAAAACAACCACCAUCACAGCAGCAACAGCAACAGCAACAGCAACAGCAACAGCAACAAUACCAACGAUAGCAGUAAUCACGGCAGCAGCGACGAUGCUACCGUUUCGCAAAGUGAUGAAAGAACCUCUGAUGGUACAUGCUCAACUGACGAUGACUGGAAUUCGCCGUCUACGUUAACCAAUAGCGUAGUAACGGAGCGUGCCACUUUAAGUGGCUAUGCUCAUGAAGUGUCGCGAGUACAACCAUCAGCAGUUAGCAUUCCCAUAAAGACACCAAAAUCGUCACAAACACCAGCUGUCGGUAUUCCUAUAAACACACCAACAACCUCGCAAGCAUCGUCGUCGCUUUCCAACACAGCAUCAUUAGCCCAACUAUCAUCUUCAUUGAACUCGUCAUAUUCGUCACUACAGUCCAACUAUUCACUUUCCAAAUUUGCAGGAGCAGGAGGAGGUACUAGUGGAGGCUUUAGUAGCGGUUCAUUUAUUGAAAAAUGGAGAAAUUCAUUCACCAAUCAACAACUGCAUGCAUCAAUUGGGGGCGGUACCAUGGGUGGAUAUUUCGAUGAGGCGCCUCUACCACCACCACCACUACCACCACCGCCACCACCGAGCUUGGGAAUGCGGAAAUCGUCACAUCAAUCAUUACGAACCCCAUCUCCAGGGUUUGAACAUGAUGAUUUCAACUGGCACUCACCGAGCUAUACCAAUUCGAUAGCGUCACCAAUGUCAAUGACUCCAAGCAAAAUUUCACGAACACAGUCGCUUUAUGACUUGUAUGAUUUGGGGAUGAAUUCAAUGAGUGAGGAGCAAUUGUCGGAAUCGUCCCGUUCCUCAUCCCCGUCAUUAGCAAAUGAUGAUAUUCAUGGGUCUCAAACGGGCCAGCACCAUAACCAUACUCAUCAUCAUCAUCAUCAGAGUGGCAAUAAUGGCAAUGGAGGCUCUUCAAAUAUAUUUGAAGUAAAACGAUCAAAGACUAGUGUGUACACCCCAUUUGUAAGUGACCGACUAGUCAAGAAUGUUGCCGAGUAUAAUCGUUCAACAAUACAAUCUAAAUGCAAACAAAUCAUGGAGAGUACACCCAAAUGCAAGAAAAGGGAAACAGAAGUUGAAGUUGAAUGUCAAUUUGACCAAAGAUAUCCAUCACAAACAAAUUGCAACAUUAAUGAAGAAGAAGAAACCAACACCAAAAGCUCCUUCACGCCUACGUCAUCAACAAUUUUCAAACACAAUAUCCUACUACCUUGCGUUGGGUACUGUGACGAGUAUCGACCCGAGUUUAUUCUACAAUCGUGUCCCAUAAAUCCCAAGUUGGAGCCGCAAGUGAUGAGCUCGAUGAAGAAUGAUUUGAUUUACUAUCAAAACAAUUAUAGAUAUUCCACGAUUACUACUAGGACCAUAUUUGUCAAUUUGCGUGCACGAGAGAUUAAGACUAUUGAAAUGAGUAUUGAUAAUGCCAAGCAGCAGCAGCAGCAGCAACAACAACAACAAAACCAAGAAUAUUUGAAUAAGAUGGGAAGUGAACCCAAAAGAACACGUGAUAUGACGAGUGAUGAAGGAGGUAAUAAGGUCAGUAAUGGAUUUGUCGGAUCUACGCAUGCACCUGCACUUGCACCCGCACUUGCACCCGCACCUGCACCCGUAUCUACUUCGUACAAGACCAAGAUCCACAAAAUUUACUCCCCAUUGAAAUGUGUUGGUGACAGACGGUUAAUCUCAUAUAUUGAAUCGGUAUGGGAUCUGAUUGACGAGUUAUUCAAUGUGCAGCAACAACAAUUGUCUCAAAGCCAUCACCUUCAAAAUCAGACUCAGACUCAAACUCAGACUCAGAACCAGGACCAGCAACAGCAGAAACAGCAGCAGCAUCAGCAUCAGCAGCAAUUGUUGGCCAAGAAACAAAUGGAUAAGAAGCAGUUUCAUGAUAAAUUGAUGGGACUAGUUGCUGAAUUGAUUGAUAACUAA